Messenger RNA from Hipposideros armiger (great roundleaf bat), 6463 nucleotides. It is a transcript of the gene WDR97, whose product is annotated as WD repeat domain 97. Gene Ontology annotation, molecular function: protein binding. NCBI's taxonomy places the organism in Eukaryota, Metazoa, Chordata, Mammalia, Chiroptera, Hipposideridae. The transcript is spliced from 22 exons. The record is from RefSeq and is a predicted model, not a curated record.
AUGGAGACCGAUGUACUGGACACAAGUGACCCCUUUUCAGUAGAAGGCAACAACCUGACUCUGGACCCAGACUCGUAUGACACUGACAUUUAUGACAUUCCGGACCCCGGGCUGCUCAAAGAGAAGAAUGAGUCGUCAUUCUCGGAGCUGGUCCCACAGCUUUGUACCAAGAGCUCAUGGUCGCAAAACAUGACCCCACGCGCCCGGGCCCGCCAGCUGUGGCUGCUCCUACGUGCAGGCCUUCACGACUUUGUGGAAAAGGAAAAGAGAGCAGAGCUGGGCGUAGCAUGCUUGACGCACGGACUGGAGCCUCUGCGUCGCCUGGAGGUGACAGCUGGGCUGUGCUCGGUGGCGCAGGACCCAGUGGGUAGACGCUUUGUGGUGCUGGACGGCGCAGGCUACAUGCACCUGCACAGAGAGGACGGCUGGGCCCAUGAGAAGCUGCUGGCCCCCAUUGCGCUCACAGGGCUGGUGGCAGUGCUGGGGCCGCUGGGCUCUGUAGGCCGCUUUGUGGGCUGGGGCCCUUUGGGGCUGGCCAUACUAAGGCCCGACCUCAGCCUGCUAUGGCUGAGUGAGCCCGGGGUGGGUAGACCGCCAGGCCAUGAGCCCAUCUGCUGCCUGCCUGUGCCUGACUUGGGGCUGCUGUUAGUGGCAGAGGCAGGCGGCAGCCUGGCACUGUGGAAGUUCCGUGCAGGGGGUCGAUGUCUGGUGCCACGAGGGUCACCUCUGCAGCCUCCGCCAAACUCCACGGGUGUGCUUGUGCGUCUGGCUCUGGGGCCCCCGGCUCACCACCAGGCCCAACGCUGCUUCGCAGCUUACGGUUCAGCAGUGCUCACCUUUGAUCUGCAUACCUGGGCUGUCAUAGAUAUGCGCCGAGAUCUGCACAAAACCACCAUCUCCGACCUGGCGUACUUCGGAGAGGUAGAGGCCAUGGUGACAGCUUCCCGAGACAGCACGGUGAAGGUGUGGGAGGCUGACUGGCAAAUCCGGAUGGUGUUCGUGGGCCACACAGGUCCGGUGACAGCGAUGGCUGUGCUCCCGAACACUUCCCUAGUGCUAUCGGCCUCGCAGGACGGGACGCUGCGCACAUGGGACCUGCAAGCGGCGGCGCAGGUGGGCGAGGUGGCACUGAGCUGCUGGGGCCAGGACGUGCGGUCCGCGAGCGUGAACCGCCUGCUGGCGCCCGCCGGCCCAGGGUGGCCGGUGCUCUCCUUGCGCGUGGGCAGCGUGGAGCUGUGGUGGCUGCGCGAGCUCUACUCGCCUUUGGCACAGCUGUCCGCGCAGGUGCUCCAUCUGCAGGUGGCGCCGGCGCUGCCCCUGCACCCGCCGCUGCCCGCGCGCCUCGUGUGCGCCUGCGCGGACGGCUCUGUCUACCUCGUGUCAGUUGUGACUGGGCGCACUGUGAGCGCGCUGUUGCUUGAGCCCGACGACUGCGCAGCUGCUGUGGCCUACUGCCUGCCGCGCGAACAACUAUGGCUGCUGACACGUGCCGGACACCUGGUGUGUGCCAACGCGGCACGCUGCCCCAUGAGCGUGCUUUACCGCGUGUGCCCGGCGCCGGCGCCGGCGCCCAGGCCCUCCUGUUUGCACCUCUACAGCCACCUCACUGACCCCAGCGGCGCGUUUUCCAGCUGGGAGACUGUGCGCCAGCACCGGGGCGACCUGUGCCGCAGUGACAUCGGGUCCUGGAAGGACAAGAACCGGUACCUGCCGGUGGUGGGCCACACGGAUGGCAUGCUGUCAGUGCUGGAGUGGUGCGAGUCGAAGAGUGUCUUCCAUACAGAGGCGCACAACCCGGGACCCGUCACCGCCAUUGCGUCUACCUGGAACACCAUCGUGUCCUCAGGCGGAGACUUGACCGUGAAGCUGUGGCGGGUCUUCCCAUAUGCCGAGGAGAGCCUGAGCCUGCUGCGCACCUUCUCCUGCUGCCACCCUGCUGUGGUGCUCUGUGUGCUUGGGAAGCGUGUCACCGUGGCCUUUGAGGACCCGGACAGUGCCACCUAUGGUUUGGUGCAGUUCGGCCUGGGCAACAGCGGGCGCUGCGAUCACGGGCCCCAGGACGACCCCACGGACCACAUCACCGGCCUGUGCUGCUGCCCCACACUCAAGCUGUAUGCCUCCUCCAGCCUGGACUGCACCGUCCGCAUCUGGACAGUGAAGAACCGCCUGUUGCGGCUCCUGAAGCUGAAUGGCGCCCCUCAGGCCCUGACCUUCUGCAGCAACAGUGGGGACCUGGUGCUGGCGCUGGGCUCUCGCCUCUGCCUGGUAUCUCACAGGCUCUACCUGCCCACGUCCUACCUGGUUAAGAAGCUGUGUGGGAAGGUCCCUGAGCGGAUGGAUGACCCUCCGCUGCUGCUGACCAGCCAGGAGUCACUGACCUCAGCCCAUCUGCAGAGACUCGCCAGUCUGCACGGGGUGGCCAGCCUCAGCGCAGAUUUGUCAUUCAUCCAUCUCCAGAAGGCAGCACCUCAGCAGCCACUGUUGGAGGAGGACUUGGAAGCCUUAGCUACCCGGGACCAAGACCUUCAGCAGCUGAGCCUGGGGCUGGUGGUCCCAGCAGCCCAGCCCCCACCCUCCAGGCAGCAGAGCCAGGAGGCCUUUCAUAACUACCUGCGUCUGAUCUACGGCCCAGGCCUGCUGGGCAUGCAUUCUGGGACAAAGCUCCAGCGGCAGAGCACUGUGACCUUCACAGUGGAGAGAGACACCUGGACUGUAUGUGCCCUGCCCAGAGCUGCCCCCAGUCUCAGGAAGGCUGGGGUCUGCACUGAAGCCCCCACGGCACCAACAGCCCUGCCCACACAGGACCGGAGGACCCUGGGUCAGCGCAUUGCCCACCCUCCCCGAGUCACCUUGCCCUUCCCACCCACCCACAGGGGUGUGCACAGCAGGGUAUCCCAACUGCUGGCCGGGUCCUCCCUGAGCUGCGACCUGGGGCUCAGUCUGGACCUAUAGCUGCAGUUAGAGAGCUCUGGGGGGCGGGGGGGGGGCGGGAGGAUGCCUGUGGCCCUGGACCCACCAUCAUCCCAUCUGCAGCACAGGAUCUCCAUGCUGCUGAAACAGCGGCCCAAGGAGCCUCUCUCCACCCUCGGGGGCUUCUUUCCUGACACCAUUCAGUCCUACAAGUACUCACUGCGGCCCAUCCACUUCCCGGGCUGGAUCCCCAACUCUGUGGUGCUGCAGCAAAUGUGGCUGCCCAGUGAGCCAGGCCGGAGCCAGAACGACCUGUGGCGGCAGCAACGGUGGGGCAGACGGUGGGGCAGGCGGCGCCGCACCACGUGGCCCCAGAAGCUGAUCCAGUGGUUGGGUGAGGAGGAGGAGGAGGAGGAGGAGGAGAAAGAGGAGGAGGAGGAGGAGGAGGAGGAGGAAGAGGGCCAGGGCGAGGACGAGAGUGAGAAUGAGGACGAGGAAGAGGAAGAGGAAGAGGACGAGGACGAGGACAAGGAUGAGGACGAGGACGAGGACGAGCUGGAUCUGGGCUGGGCCUCAGAUUCCCUGAGCCCGCAGACGCAGCUCUCCGAUGAGCUGCUGGAGUUUGAGGAGCCCGCAGCUCAGAGCUUCCAGUCCUGGACGCGGAGGCGCUCCAGUGACGAUGACACCAGGACUGAGACCUAUUUCCGCCGCCGCCUGUACCGCCACAAGCGCUCGCGCUAUGCACAUCGGGCCAAGUUCCUGCGUUUUUUGGUCAUCCAGAACUGGUUCAAAAGGCUGUUCCCCAACUUUACGCUGAAGGUUCGGGGAGUCUUGGACGCCUGGGAAGUACAGGCUCGGGUGGAGGAGGGGGGGCUGGAGCGCCCAGGAGGUAGGGCCUCACAGCGGUCUCUGCAGGCGUACCCCGGGGUGGGCACGGUGGAGGGCCUGGCCUCACUGCUCAUGGACAGGCUGGAGAAGGCCUCCUGGGCGGACCGCGUGCACAUCUUACACGAACUGCUGAGGCUGCUGCCCGACGUGAGCAAACACCUCUGUGGCCGGUUGCACUGCAUACUCCUGCACCUGCUCAACCUGGACCAGCCCCCCAGCCUCCAGGACAAGACGCAGAAGCAGUUCGUGAUGUUAGCCCUACAGCUGCUCCUGGCCUGCUCCUUGGAGUCCCGCGAGGUGGUGCUGGAACUCAUGUCGUACUUCCUCUACUCACCAGCUGCCUGCCGGCCAGAGCUCAAGAAGCUGCUGGACGGGCUAGGCCUUCAGGACCCGGAAGGCUUCCUAUUCAAGGAGAUGAUGACCUGGGUCGGGGGCCAGGACCUGGACUCCAAGGCCGCACUGCGCAAUUGCUGUAGCCAGAAGCUGGAAGAAAUGAUUCAGCCCCUGCAGGUCUGGUUGGGCAGGGGUGGGGUAGGCCACCUGCCCCUGGAGCCUCUUGCCUUCUCCCACGGCUUGCCCCAAGUCAAGGGAGGACAGCCAGGUGAGGCUGGUAGGCUCCUUGCCUCACUCUAGCUCUGUGCCUCCCUGUCCUCCUGGGUACCCCAUCUCUCCCCAUUUUCCUGCUCCUCCCUGGGAGGAAGUCUGCAGAGGGGUCAGGCUGGGAGCCAGGAACAGCACAACGCCGCCUCCCAUUGGGGCCAGGGCAGCCUCUGCCUUGGGCCCUGGUGCGUCCUCCACCGGUUGCAUCCCCCACAGAUGGAAACCUUGCAGCCUUCAGUAGCCAAGUUGUCAGACAUGCUGCCCAAGGUCUCCAAGACCUCGGUGCUUACACCCCCUCCCAAGGAGGCCCCAUCUCAGAUUUCUGUGGUAUCCGGGGCACCUGCUUACACCUCCGAGACACUCUCAAGCAUCUCCUGGACGCCCUCGCUGGCGGUCUCGCCUGGGGAGUCAGGCUUGGCCACACUGGAGCCCAAGGCCCAGCGGUUGCUGUCAGAGAUGCACCUCCAGCGGACCAGACGCCCACUCUCCGAGACACUACUGCCCUUCUCCGCCUUGCCUGAGCCCCGCUUGCGCUCCUCCGCGCCGGCCGCACUGCCUGAUGAGACACUGCCCCUGGAGCAGACACAAUGGUCACAGUCGAAGAUGCUGGACCUGGGGCCAAUUGAUGCGCUCAACUUCUUCUGUGAGCUGCAGCGGGUGCGGCAGCGAGUCACCCUGCGGGAGGAGCCUGAGAGCCCGUCCUUGAGCCCAUGCUCCCCGCGCUCGACACCCACACCCCGCGCUCGACAGCCACAGCCCUGGGAUCGCCUGCACCCCAUCGUACGGCAUCCGAAGACCAAGAUCCAGAGGACUCCAAUGAGCCUGAGGGGCCAGAUGAUGUCCCAGCUCUGGGAAGGCCGCACCCUCAGUGGCUCCAUCCGGAUGCUGAAGCUGCCACUGCCACGGGUGGACCUGCAGCCUUUCCCCCCGGACUGGCCCAGGCCUGCCCGUCCGCUGCCCCCGCUGCUCCUGCAGCCUGCCCUGCAGCGCUACUUUCUGCCUGACCACGCGGACCCACACAACUACAGCUGACCUGGCUGGCGACCUCGGCCUCACCCUGUUCCCAGCCUCCCGCUCCUUCAGCAUGGAGUCAGGAUGAGGCUCUUUCCAUGGCUAUUUGCCUCUGGCCAAAGCCAGAGCUGGAAUAAAGUCCAGAGGCUAUGGCCAGCAAACGGUGCUGCCUCCAUCUCUGGGGCUGCUGGGGUUGGCAGGGAGGUUCAGCUGGUGUGUCAUGACCUGCCAGUGGCCAGUCGUGUGUGUGAGGCAGGAGACAGGGUCACGGUGGAGUUGGUGGGACAGGAUCUGGGGCGUGGUCAGCACACAGUGGGCGAGCGAUGCUGCUGGGGGUGGGCCUAUCUACUCCGAGCCGGGACCCAUAACGUGGGUGUGUCCCUGAUGAGGCACUCAGCCAACCUUUAUCGGUCAAUUACUGGGGUCAAGUGAGCGGCCAGGUGUGCAAGGGAGAGGGGUCUGAGUGGCCACAGGUGUGGGGGCGGCUGCAGUCGUUUGAUGCCCGUGAAACCAGGAGUCUGUUGGCACUUUGUUACCUUUAGGCUGGAAGGGGCCCCACCUGCUUUAUCCAAUAAGCAAUAAGGGGACAACAUCUUCUGGACCCUUCAACCUAAAAGUCUCCAGGACGCAGACCUUGUCUGUGAAGUGUAGGUUCUUUCUCAGAGGGCCUCGGCUUCCUUCUGAGCAGCCGUGACCUCGCAGGGACCCACGUGUGCAUGGGCUAUUCGGACUGCUUUUGGGAAGGGCCCGUUCUAGCUCUUUACACCCUUCUAUUGGGCUUCCUGAGCAGCGAUUUCUUUCAUGUAUUUUCAGCCUCUGACUAGAAGUUUCUUCUCUGUGGCUUUCUAGUUAACAGCUGGUCUGCCAUUCCUUCCCCACAACCCCCUAGCUGUGCUCUGGUUAUGGGGCUGCUGAAUGGGUGGCUCUCUCAGCUCGCAGGACCAGAAGCGCCUGGCCCAGAGAACUGCAAGACUUGACAUUUUAUAAAAGGGGCUGUGUGGCUCGUGGCAGUCCACCUCCACUGCUUUUCAUGUUUUAAAUUAUAAAAGCAGGG